Messenger RNA from Dromiciops gliroides (monito del monte), 750 nucleotides. RefSeq lists its product as uncharacterized. The transcript is spliced from 7 exons. Gene Ontology annotation, molecular function: lipid binding. The coding region runs from base 1 to 750 and encodes 249 amino acids. NCBI's taxonomy places the organism in Eukaryota, Metazoa, Chordata, Mammalia, Microbiotheria, Microbiotheriidae. The record is from RefSeq and is a predicted model, not a curated record.
AUGCUUAAGAUUUGGGGGCUCAUUCUCUUCUAUGGACUGCUCACACAGAGCUCAGCCUACAGAAGAAGGCAGAAGUUGAUCCUGACUCAACCACAGAAACAUGUAUUUGUUCAGGCAGAUGCAUCAGCACAGGCAGAAGCAUCCUCCAGCUUACUCUUAAAAGCGGCUAACAGUUUACACAUUGAACUGUUGAACACAAAUACACCUAGCAAUCUUAAGAAACUCCCCUUCAUGAAGGCCUUAAACACUAUCCAACAUGGAUGGCUUGGAAAUUCUCAUGCAGGCGUGGAUGCCAAGUUUCUUGACCUGGAGAUUUCUUCGAUUAAAGUUACAAAGGCCCAAAUCUUCAAGAUGAAUAUUACACAAAGUGAAGACAGACGUCAGCUAUUAGCAACAUACCCUGCAACCUUGGAUAUGGAAGCAAAUAUAUUGUUUCUUGGAAAUAUUGGCUUCAGAAUAGAUAUAGUCAACAUGUUUCGAAUUGGAACAGAGAUCGAUGAACAUGAAGAUGGUUACCUGGCUAUUCAGGAUUGUAACACUGACCUUGUCAAUUUUAAAGUCAAAACCCACAUCAGGGUAAUCAAUGAUGUCCUGGAUGCCUUUGUAAGCCUUCUGGAUGCUGUGGUCCCUCAACUGGUAGAGGAAGCACUCUGUUCAGCAGUCAGCACAUGCUUACCAAGAUUAGGUUUUAACCUGAAAACGGCUCUUGUUGAUGCACUAACAUGUGGACAUGAUCUUAGUGUUAAUUAA